GCAGCUCGGAGUACGAAUUGCACAUGCGAUAGAAAGAGUCGGGCUUUACAUUGACAAUGGCGCUUGCGCAGCGCUCGGCAUCCCGCUUCUUUGCGGCCUUCUACAGAUGGGAAUUACACACCCGAAACACACGUUUAUGUGCCUCGAACAGUAAAAAUCAUCGGAGCGGCAUUUGCAUCCCGCAGCAUUACCACACGACUCGUUUCCUCCAACAAAGUCAAGCUGAGUCGCAAGUGCAGGAUGAAUCCAUUGCCAAUUCUGGCAAUGAUGCUCGAGGGGCAUCAGGCGCCGCGGCAAUACAUAUACUACAGCCAGGGGACAACAUACAGGAGGGAAUUGCAAGCACACAGCCAAGCGCUGAAGAGCAGGACACUCUACCUGAACUCUCAGAUACGGAGCUGAAGCAGGCUGAACUGAAAGAUUCAGUGCGUCAAUUAAUGCGCAAAGUGCCUAGCUCGGUCGCCAUCAUUACUGUCGCCCACAUCGACCCUGCGACCAGACUGCAUGUACCAAUGGGUGUCGCUGUCUCGUCGCUCAGUACUGUUACCCUGGACCCGCCCACCAUUUCGUUCAACAUCAAGGAGCCUUCCCAGACCUUGGAUGCUAUAAGGGCUGCAAACGGCCUUUUUCGUGUACAUUUUCCCGCGGCCCAUCGAGGCGGCGCCGGCUUGGUGGACCUCUUCAGUCGGGGAAACCACGCCGAUGCCUAUAACAUACGAACCAAGAUGCUGAAACUCUAUCAACCCAAAGACAGAAAGCAUCCUAGCACCACGCGCUCUGCCGCGCCGCAAAUAAUGAAUGACUUCGUAUUGGCUGCAAUGGAAUGCAAAGUCACUCAUGAGUUUCGGGUUGCAGAUCAUGUUAUCCUCGUCGCAAAGGUCAACGAUAUAGAGCAAAAGGUUUCCAAGGACCAUCAGGCCAUUGUUUACAUCGAUAGGGGCUAUCGGAGUCCCAAAGGCAACAUUAUAUUCUCCUCUGUGAACGCCAAAACAACUACCACCACUGACCGUGUCUGGUCGGUGUGGCAAUUCCCUUUGUUUCCAGGCAAGAAGGAGCGCCAGCAAUAUCUGAAAGAGAUCAAGGAUAUGAUCAAAUCAGAUCCAGCUUAUUAUGAAAAGCCUUCAAGAGAUGUCUAUCGCACCAUUGAUGCCAAUCUGCCGUAUGCUGCAGCGAACUUUGGUAUCAGCAUAGAACUUCUUGUUGGAGAAUGCAGAAAGGAAAUGGGGCUCGCCGAUAGAAUCAGGCCUGGACUUCAAGGUCAACAGGUGCUGAGCGACUUUUACGGACCGUUGACGCCAUCUAUGAGAGAUCAGGUCGUGAGGCGAGCAAAGAAGUUGAUUGCACGCGAUUCGCGCUUCCUAUCACAGCACUACCGGAUGUUUUUGCAUAAUCUGGGCGUCAGCCCUAACAGCAGAGAUUUGCUGCCUAGCGACAUCAUGAGCCCCCUGCGGGCUGCUAAUUUGGCACCACCUUUUGAGCCACAAAAGAGCCAUGCAGACGGCACAACAGAAGAUAUUCAGAAAGUCGAACAGAUUGAACAUCGUCUCCGAGAACAUCUUCGCAAGAUGAGUUAUCCAGAAGCUUUGAAGAAACCCUUGGAAGAUGCAAUGGUAGCCAUAGGCGAAAAGAAAGAGGCUCAUCUGCAUUUCAAGAAAUGUCGCUCGCGCCUGCUUACACAAAGCCACCCUACACUUUUUGAUGCCUUAGCGAUAGACAUUACUGGGGAAGUGACACAAGAAGAACUUCGUGUUGUGCUCCGCCGGAUCCUCAGCCGCCUACAAUACUAUUCGCAAACUGAGUUCCGAAAGCAAAUCCACAUGGACUGGUGCGAAGCAUUACGUCGAGUACGCGUCAAUCCUACUAUUACAGGAAUGGAUGUGGAGUUUCUGAUAGCCAAGAUCAAACAUCUGUUCUACUCUGCCAGGCAAUUCGGAGAUUUCCGUCGUGCCGUUGAAGAGAUGAUAGAGCCUUGGCUUUCUUGGAACGUUGAAUGGGAAGAUCUUGAGGGCCGUGUCAAGCAAUUUGUCCAGAAAACUCCAUUACGUGCUACAGCAUGGUCGCGGGAGGAUAGACUUGCUGCUAUAGGUCUACACUGGGAUGCUACGGUCAGCCUACCAAAGCAAGACAAUAGCAACAAACAGGCCACAAAGCCUCUCAACGAAGGACUCAUCCUCGAUACACUCAUAGCAAAAGAGUUGAAGCGUCACUACGGCAAUGGCACUGAAGAGGAGAACAAAGGUAUCGCCAAAUACCUGAAGGAGACGUACAGCUUUGAUGUUACACACCAGCCAAUCCAGCACAUUCCCAUGGAAUCAACAUCUCAAUCUUCCGGCGAUGAGAUGCAAGAAGCUAUGAUGACUGAUCUUGCUUCUACCCAACAACACGUAUGGCUAGAGCCAUCCAAGCCGAGAUACAAGUCAGGCAAUAAUCAGAAUCAUGGGCGGCAUCAUGGGGAUGCUUCUGCGCAAACUACUGAUCCAACCUCUUGAAGAAUCAUUUAAAUCGGUGGAAAUUUGAUGGAGCACGAAUUGCAAAAC
This is a messenger RNA of Exserohilum turcica Et28A, 2537 nucleotides long. RefSeq lists its product as uncharacterized. Gene Ontology annotation, molecular function: riboflavin reductase (NADPH) activity; FMN binding. The transcript is spliced from 2 exons. The record is from RefSeq and is a predicted model, not a curated record. Lineage: Eukaryota; Fungi; Ascomycota; Dothideomycetes; Pleosporales; Pleosporaceae. The coding region runs from base 57 to 2489 and encodes 810 amino acids.